Molecule: messenger RNA, 1544 nt
Organism: Ochotona curzoniae (black-lipped pika)
Lineage: Eukaryota; Metazoa; Chordata; Mammalia; Lagomorpha; Ochotonidae
Gene: GCA
Product: grancalcin
Exons: 8
Coding region: 135-770 (211 amino acids)
Molecular function (GO): calcium ion binding
Source: RefSeq, a predicted model, not a curated record
GGUCACGGGGCUGGAGCUGCUGUCAGCCUCACCUGCGCCUCACCUGCGCCUCACCUGCGCCUGCACCUGCGCCUGCACCUGAGCCUUUCAGGAGGGCGGAAUACGACCCUUAGGCUGACGUUGCUUGGCUCGUCAUGGCUUACCCGGGAUACGGAGGAGGGUUUGGAAAUUUUGGUGGCCAGAUGCCAAUGCCAGGGACAGACCCAUACAUGUUACCUGGGGUAUAUUCUGGGUCCCCGGCAUAUUCAGACAGCUAUUCUUCAGCUGGGGACCCCAUGUGGAAUUACUUCACUGCUGUUGCUGGACAGGAUGGCGAAGUGGAUGCUGAAGAACUUCAGAGAUGUUUGACACAAUCUGGAAUUAGUGGAACUUACUCCCCCUUCAGUUUGGAAACAUGCAGAAUUAUGAUUGCCAUGUUGGAUAGAGAUUACACCGGAAAAAUGGGAUUUAAUGAAUUCAAGGAACUUUGGGCGGCUCUUAACGCAUGGAAGGAGAACUUCAUGACCAUUGAUCAAGACCGAAGUGGCACAGUGGAACAUCAUGAGUUGACUCAAUCCAUUGCCAUUAUGGGUUAUAGGUUGAGUCCUCAAACAAUAAAUACUAUUGUUAAACGCUACAGCAAGAAUGGCAGGAUUUUCUUUGAUGAUUAUGUUGCUUGUUGUGUGAAGCUCCGAGCCUUGACAGAAUUUUUUAGGAGAAGAGAUCAUCUACAGCAAGGGUUUGUGAAUUUCAUGUAUGAUGAUUUUUUGCAGGGUACUAUGGCAAUAUGAAUGGCUAAAAUCAAAAGUUGAAGAAACACUGUGAAUUCUUUUGCUUUGAAGAAAUUAACUGAAUUGCUUUGAAUUAGAGCUUUGAGGAUUUUGCUUGUUCCUGUUGUUAACUAUCUUCCCAUAUUAUUUGUUUUUACUUUAGCUCAGAAUUCAAAACAGUAAGAGAUUUUUUAAAAAUUUGGGAUAUUGUUGUUUUUGGAAAUAUAACACUUUGCAAAUACCUGUGUACUGUUAUAAAAUAUUAAUAUGUGCUCAAUCAAUAUAAAUAUUUCUUAGCCUUCAUUAUUACUAACGAAAGCCUAUAAAAUCUAUUUAUAUGCUAUAUUAUUAAAACUGCCAAAUAAUAAAUGCCUAGGGAAGACUUUACUUAUACUUAUCUGAAAGUUAUAAAUUAUACUUUGAAUUUUGUUUGAAGUCAUUAGUAUUUGAGGUUCAACUUGAAAGUCAAGCCUGGAUUUUGUAUCAUCAUUGCCAUGGACUUUGUUCCUUGGUGACUUAGUCAGGUGAUAGAAUCUUAUGUGUAUUUGCUUUGGGAAAGAAAAUUACAGUUCCUAAAAGUCUCCUACUUUAUAGUGAAAUAAGACAGCAGAGGCAUUGUUUCUCCUUUUUAUUUUUUGAGGUUUGUGUAUUAUAAUGCAUUUUAUUUUCUGUGAAAGCAAAACUUGAACAUGUUUUUUUUCUCUGCAGUCUGCUUCAGUAGUGAAGAUGUUGAUAAAAAAUGACAUUUUUCCUUAUUUUAGAUUUUUUAAAUUAAAUUUAUUGAUGAAGUGUCAA